Molecule: messenger RNA, 1661 nt
Organism: Vollenhovia emeryi
Lineage: Eukaryota; Metazoa; Arthropoda; Insecta; Hymenoptera; Formicidae
Product: oxidative stress-responsive serine-rich protein 1
Exons: 2
Coding region: 428-1228 (266 amino acids)
Biological process (GO): cellular response to hydrogen peroxide
Source: RefSeq, a predicted model, not a curated record
GUGUUUAUUUACCUUCGCCAUCGCGACGUCAGACCGAAUUGAUCCGCGUACCCGCGCGCAGUCGAGUGCCACGAGACCGCGACGCGGCCCGUCGUUCCGUCGAGCGCCGACGCCGCGCCGCGCCGCGCGAGCGGAGUUGCCACGCUCGUCACGGCAGGCGGAGGACGACGCAGAAGGUAGACAAGGUGGAAGAGCGCGCGUCGGCCGUCGAGGCCUUGCGGUCUGUCACCCACGUAAGCCGCGGCCGCCGUCGUCGUCGCGCGAGGUUGCGCCGUGCGUCCACAUCGCCGUCGGCCGCGCCGCUCUAACCUAUAGCCGAGGGUCUCGACCACUCCGUGCCGCCGUCCCGGGGAACCUCUGCUCGCGCACGGCGCGUCUGUCUGCGCCCGAUGUCGCGCCACCGCUAGAAGGCCAGGCCGCGACGAGUAUGGGCGACGAGGACGACGUGCUGCCGGCGCGUCUGCAGAGGCUCGAGAUCGACCGUCGCUCGACGAGCUGUCCCCACAUCGCAAUGGCGGACAAAUCGAAGACGAUGAAUCUGUUCAGGAUAUUCAGCGAGAAUUCCAACGGCAACUGUUUACUCCGAAGAAGAUCCGCACCCAACAGGCCUACCAUGUUCCCAGUCAACCCGAGGGGUAUAAAAAGUACAACGAAUUUCAAGCCGUCUAAAAACGAGAGAACGGUCGAGAAGACCAGAAGGAGCACCAUCCUGAGGGACGCCAUUCUAAAGUUAAGCGCUCCCGGAACCAGCGGUCUUAGUGAUAACCCGGUAGAUACGCUGCUCAAGGACACGUGUAAGCUCAGUAUUCCCAGUAAAAAUUCCAAGAUAAUCGACCACAAUUCGGUCAUGAAGGACUUCAAGGCGCUGAGGAUCAGUAAAGACAAUAGGCAGGUCAAGGACGACACUAGUAUUCAGGACGACGACUGCGAGGGCGCGGCCGGUUUCCAUCGUGCGCGCAGUAACACGAUGCCGAACCUGAAGAGAGGCCCCGGUCCGGGCGGCGGGGAACAGCGGACGGCAACGGGCAACAGCGGACAGUCGGACGCUAGUGGCGGCUCGCCUGGCCAGCAACAAUUGUCGAGUUCACCCAACACCUGUUCGGCUCAGGCGCGAAUAUCGCCGCCCCUGUCGAGCGACGUCACGAUCGGCGAGCUCGCCGGCUACUUCGAAGAGUUCGUUCAUAUUCCAAAGAAGAUGUCGCAUAUGGCGGAGAUGAUGUACACUUAAUAAUUGUUAAGUAUCUCGAAUCUAAUGCAUACAUCGGAUGCAGAUUCGUACACUUCACUUUCUGUAACGAUACUUUGUAUUUGCUUGCGUCUAAUUUAAUUUUUCCUAAAUUAUUUUUUAAUGUGUUCACAAACACAUUGGCAAGGAAAAAAAACCGUUUACUCUCGCUCCAAUUGUGUACAGUCGUGAAAAUUGUUGAGCUAUUUUGUAUAGACCUUCGGAAAAAAGGCGUAGCGAGAUAUUGAAUGUACUUUCUUCUGCAUUGUUUCUGUCCUCUCUUUUUUUUUCUACAUCAUCUUUGUUGUGCACUAUAUUUGAUUUCUUUAGUGUAUAAAAGGGAAAAUGGAAUAUUAUAUUACCUGUAUUUAAAAAGAAAACUUUUGUAUUACGAGAGAAGAAUAAUUGGUUUUAGAAUAAAUCGCAUGAAUUGAAA